This is a messenger RNA of Brassica napus (rape), 684 nucleotides long. Its product is annotated as secreted RxLR effector protein 161-like. The record is from RefSeq and is a predicted model, not a curated record. NCBI's taxonomy places the organism in Eukaryota, Viridiplantae, Streptophyta, Magnoliopsida, Brassicales, Brassicaceae. The transcript is spliced from 2 exons. Gene Ontology annotation, molecular function: protein binding. The coding region runs from base 1 to 684 and encodes 227 amino acids.
AUGGAGUUUGGGUUGCAACUUUCCAAAGGUUUGGACGAGUUUGAAGUCGACACAACACUUUAUCGAAGGAUAAUCGGCUGCCUCAGAUAUUUAAUUCACACAAGACCUGAUAUGGCGUUUUCAGUUGGUAUCUUAAGUAGAUACAUGCAUUCACCAAGUGCGUCACACGACAAUACACUAAAGAAAGUGUUAAGAUAUCUUAAAGGAACGCUCGGAUCAUUCAAGCAAGGAGGAUCCAAGAAGCUCAUUGGGUAUAGUGAUAGUAGUCACAACACUGAUCCUGAUGAUGGUAGAAGUACAACAGGACACUUGUUCUGUCUUGGAGAAACGCGAAUAACUUGGUGUUUUCGAAAGCAAGACAUGGUGGCUCUAUCCUCUUGUGAAUCGGAAUUCAUGGCUGCAACGGAGGCUGCGAAACAAGAUUUUUGGCUGCAAGACCUGAUAAGUGAGACCACGGGCAGAAAGAUUGAGAAGACAUUUAUUCGUGUUAACAACAUAUCAGCUAUUGCACUAGCCAAAUAUCAUGAAGAGAUUGACGUGGAACAUGUGCCUAGAACAGAGCAGAAAGCGGACAUCCUAACUAAAGCCUUAGCAAGAAUCAAAUUCAAAGAGAUGAGUGAGGAGAUUCAAGUUCAAAAUCUUAGUGAAAAUGGUUUGAAGAUUAAGAGGGAGAAUGUUGGAUAA